UACAUGAUUGUGUUAUUUUUAAUGAGGAAGAAAUGACAAGAAGAAUUUUCAGCGAUAUGGUAACUCUGCUAAAGUCAACCAUAGAAAAAAUCAGAAUCAGCCAAGAUGGACGUGUGUCCUAUGAAUAAAAAUUAAAUUAUCGAAGUGCUUGUAGAUGGUAAAUAAACCGGCAAAAUGUAUAAUGGAAUUGGUUUAACGACGCCACGAGGCUCAGGUACGAAUGGCUAUGUUCAAAGAAAUUGGGCGGGAGUCCGAAAGACCAAAGACUCGGUGAAUUAUCGAACAGAGGAAGAAAUAGCCAAGUUGGAUUCUGCGUCGAACAAACAGCCAAACCGGGAAAUACUGGACCAUGAGAGGAAGAGGAAAAUAGAGGUGAAAUGCGCGGAACUUGAGGAUAGCUUGGAGGAGCAGGGGUUGCCGAAGGAGGAGAUCGCGGCGCGCGUGGCCGCCUUCCGGGCGAAGCUGUCCACCACCAGCGCCGGCGACAAGGACGUGCCCCGGGACGAGUUCGGGAGAGUAGCCGUUCGCGAGACACACGCGGUGGCAGAAGCUCAGCAGGCUAAGAACGCUCGGCUGCGAGACGCGUUCGGCAUCUCGCCGCAAUUCGUGGAGGGGUCCAGCCUGGACCCCGAGCGCCGAGCGCGCGACCACGCGGCGAGGUACCCGCUUGUUCGCACGCCCAGCCACGAGCGAGACACCAGGGAACAUCCCCCUAAGAGGAAGAAGAAGAGAAGCACGUCACCAGAAGCUAAAAAGUUGAAGAAGAAAAAGUCGAAAAAGAAUAAAAAAGAGAAACAGGUGACUCUACGGUUGUCUAAGAGUGAAAGAAAAAUGUUAUGGAACUUCAUAAAUAGACAAGAGUCCAGUAAGAAGAAAAAGAAACGUUCCAAGUCUCCUGACACUGACAGUUCCAGUUCAUCCGAUGCACAAGACAGCGAUUCCGCCUCCUCGGAGGAUGAACGACAGAAAAAGAAAAAAAAGAAAAAGUCGAGCAGCAGACGUCGCGGCAGCAGCGAGCCUUCGAGCCGUGACAGUUCCCCAGUGAAAUACUCGAAAGAGAAGCAACGGGAUCGCGUCGCUGAAGAGAGGAAUAAUGAUGUCCAAUACAGAAAGGCAGAUCGGGAACGUGAAGAGCGAAACAAGAAGUAUGACAAACGUGAGGAACAUGCAGCACGCGAGUCGCGACACAACUCCCGCGAGGCGCGGCACCCGCGCCGGCACCGCUCCGCCUCGCGCGAGCCCGACACCUCGCCCGAGUACCGACAGCGCUCGUACAUCACCAAGAUAGAAAACAAGAAACGGGAACCCUCCGUAGAACCAGAACGACGCAAGAGUUCCAAACGAUCCAAGCACGACCUCCAACGAUCGUCGCCAGAGUCAGAAUCUGAACCCGCGCCCAAAUCGAGGUCAGAAAAGAGAAGCAAAAAGAACUACGCCAGAGAGUCCAGUUCAUCGCCACCGCCAGAAAAGAGGCGGCGGAAGAGCUCCUCCCCAGAAUAUAGAAAGAGGGAAGAAACUUACUACAAUAAGAAAGAAACCAUCAGAGAAAACAGCAAAAAUCAUAGAGAAGAGAGAGAUGAGCGCAGAGCUCCCAGGAGAAGUGAAUCUCCGGGUUACAGACAUAGCAGGCGCGAGGAGUCACACCCUAGGAAAGAAAAAGAUGCCAAAUAUGAAAAGAAUAAUAAAAAUAAUCAUGAACGUUACGAAGAAGCGCCGCCCAAGCGGAAAGAUAGAGAAUUAAAUGAUGACAAACCGCGAAGGAAGAAGGAUCGCAGUGUUUCUCGGGACAAGAGGGAUACGUCUCCGGAAUACAAGGAGCGCUCACCCGUCAGCAAGAGUUAUAAAAACAGAGAAUCUCGUAAAGAAAACGAUAAACCACACAAAAGUUCUCGAUCCGAAAAAAGGUAUUCAUCAUCCGAAUCGGAUUCCGAACCACCGCCUAGACAGAAAGCUGAGAAAAGUUCUAAAAAUAAAGCUCGCUACUACAAAGAGCGAAGUGAGUCUCCGCAGAGGGAACAGCGCAAACGAAGCCCGUCUCCCGAACACAGCAAGAGGAAAGAAUCACCGCCCCCUAAAAGCAAAGCAGACAAAUACAAAUCAAGUCGGAAAUCUGUAGAAAACAAACGCGAAAACAGCAGACCAAGUAGGAAGUCCCCUUCGCCUGAAGAGAGGUCGCGGCGUAAACCAUCGCCAAGUCGGUCCAAAUCCCCGACAGCGCGAAAAAGCUCAAAGAAAGAUAAACGAAAGAGUGUAACUCCUGUUAAAAAGAGCAAGAAGUCACCUGAACGGCGUACUUGUGAUCGUCGCUCGUCGCCAGCUAAAGGCGAACAUAGAGAGAGACCAGACAAGGAGAGGAACCAUGAUCGAAAAGAUUCACAUAAGGACCGGUCGAGGUCCCGGUCUGCACGCAAGAGCCGCAGCACCUCCAGCCUCAGCUACUCGCCCGCUCGCCGCAGCCCUGAGCGUUACCGCGACAUCAUAGAAAAGUUACCAGAGAAAGACAAACGCAAAUACAUCAAAUCACCAUCAGACUUACAUCCCAAAAAGAAGAAGAAAAGUAAAGAUACAACUGAGAACUACAAACCUAAAGCCGUUUGUAUGCGAAGCUCGUCCAGCGAACAUGACGAUUCAGAAGUCGAGUUCUUGCGAUUAGACGACAGAGAUCGACAGGAGGAGUUGGAUUUCAAGGAGCUGAAUAGACUGAAAGAAAGACUGGCUCAGUUAGCUAAAGUGUCGAUGGAGCGCAGGAGACAAGAGGAUGAGGACGGUCCUUCAACAUCGCAAGGUCCUUCAACGCGUAGUGAACCCAAGCCUAAGGAGAGCGAUGCUGAGAAACCUAAAAGGAAAAGUCCUAGCCCUGCAGAGGAAGUAAAAGAAAAGUCACCUGCGCAACCAGUGGAAGUUAAAAAAAGUCCGGAGCAGGCAAAACCUCCGUCUCCUAAACAAGAGAAGAGUCCUCCUGUGAACGUGGAGUCUUCGCCCGAGGUGAAGGCGAAGGCGGAAGGCAGCACGUCGCGGCGGCGCUGGUCGCGGUCGUCGUCGCGGCGCUCGCGGUCUCGCUCGCGCUCGUCCAAGUCGCGCUCGCGCAACAAGACACGCUCGCGAUCGCGGUCACGAUCUCGCUCGAGGUCGUCGAGGUCAAGGUCGCGGUCAUAUUCUUCGUCAAGGCGGUCUCGCUCAAGUCGUUCGUCUUCGUACAGCAGUCGCAGUAGCUCUCGCUCUUCGCGCAGCACAUCUCGCUCCACGCGCUCGUCUAGAACAAUGACAGGCGUAUACGCGGAUUACCGUAGAUCCAGUGAGUCGCGAGCGCGGACGCGAUCUCGCUCGCCCUCCAUACCGCGCCGCGCUGGCUCGCCCAGCUUCCUGGAUAGGCGGCGGAUCACGAGCGCGCGCAAGCGUCCCAUCCCGUACCGGAGGCCCACGCCCUCCACGCCGACCUCCACCGUCAGCAGCCGCUCCUCGCAGCACAGCUGGUCGCGCUCCCCCAGGCCCGACAGAGAAUAAACCACCACCGGAUUCAAUAAACCACUACAUUCCUUUUCAAAUCGAUGCACGUACUAGUCAACUAUAGUAGCCCUUCAUGAUAACUCCAAAAAUGUUCACACGAUCUUAAUGUUUGGUCGAUAUUUUGUAAAUACGAACCGUUUCUUGUAGCUUUAGGCCAAAUUACAACAUUUUUGAUUGAUGUUUUUAUCAAAAAAUAGUUAAGAUUAUAUUUUAUCUAGUCAAAUGUGCUUAUCUAUCAAUUCCUAUUGGAAACGAUUACUUGAUCUCUAAUUUAUUUUGUUUUUAUUUUAUUGUUGGUAAUACUAUUUAAAUUAUUCAAUCAUUUAUUUUGAUAAGUAACAAAAAUACUCUAGUCAAAAUGAGUACCUACUUUAUUAAAAAUAAAGUGCAAUAUAUUUUAUUGACGUCUGAUAUUUACAAUAGGUAAUUUAUUUUAUUAAUUUAAUUUUACUAGUCACUUUACAAACAAUUAUUUUCUAUUUACCGAAUUUUACUAUAGCAUAGGUGAUACCUAAUUAUAAUGUAGUGUUUAAGUGAUUGUAUUGUAAAACAAUUGAAACUUUCUAUUUGUUUCAAUAACUAAGCAAUAAAUAUGACGAUAUUCAAUAAUACUCAAGUGUAACAGUAAAAAACAGUUUAAUAAAAAAUCUAAAUUUACACAGAACUUAUACAUGGUUUGUAUAGAGAAAUCUCAUUUAAAUAAAUGCACUGCGUAAGAAUUGAUUUUGCAGAUUUGAAUUUAGUAACAUAGUUUUAGCAAUUCCACAAUUAAUGUAUAUUCAACUAAAACCCUAUUGGUACAUAGAUAAUGGAUCAAUUUGCUGUUGUCAAAUAAAGUACCCAGAUACAAUAACAGUAUUUUUCAUUAACAAUACAUAUUUAUAACUUAAUCCAUUACCCAAAUCUUCAAGAUUACAAAUUCAUGACUUACAGAUACAUUAAACAAUAGUAAAGAUGGUCCCACAUUAUAGAAACACUUAAUUAAUGCUGUUAAAUGCUAAUUUGCCUUUGUUGCAAAUAUUAAAUUAAAUUUUAUCCUUAUAAAUCCUUUUUACAAAAUUGAAAAAUAAAAUUCAUCUGACUGUGUGAUAACUAAAUACUGUCUUAUGUAUCAAGGAGUAUUAACUAUGCCAAGAUAAAAUUUGCUUAUCAGUACAAUAACAGUCCUACACACAAUAAUAAUGUAACAUGUAAAGACAAAUUUAGAUCACUGGAUGGGUCAGCCAGCCUGUUAACCCUUGAUCCCAUAAAUUACUUCCGCUGACAUCUUGUAAAUAUU
Messenger RNA from Helicoverpa armigera (cotton bollworm), 4786 nucleotides. It is a transcript of the gene Srrm234, whose product is annotated as serine/arginine repetitive matrix protein 4. Gene Ontology annotation, cellular component: nucleus. NCBI's taxonomy places the organism in Eukaryota, Metazoa, Arthropoda, Insecta, Lepidoptera, Noctuidae. The transcript has 13 exons. The coding region runs from base 175 to 3504 and encodes 1109 amino acids. The record is from RefSeq and is a predicted model, not a curated record.